Molecule: messenger RNA, 3122 nt
Organism: Thalassophryne amazonica
Lineage: Eukaryota; Metazoa; Chordata; Actinopteri; Batrachoidiformes; Batrachoididae
Gene: slc38a9
Product: solute carrier family 38 member 9
Exons: 15
Coding region: 242-1921 (559 amino acids)
Biological process (GO): amino acid transmembrane transport
Molecular function (GO): amino acid transmembrane transporter activity
Source: RefSeq, a predicted model, not a curated record
GAAGGAGGAGAAGGAGGAGGAAGUGGUCAUCCUGGAGAACAAAUAUCUUCGCGGACGAUAAUUUGUUUCCCGUUAUUUCCUACAUUACUUUUCGGUUGUGUCCAGACCUCUGUUCGUUUGUAAAUUGACGCUGAAGAACCGCUGACGUUAGUGUUUUGGUUUGUAGUUGCUGAUUCAGCAAAGGUGCAAUGAGCUGGUGACGUCAAUAGGAGCCACAGUCUGAGUGGUGUAAGACGUUACCAUGGAGGAAGAGGCCAAACCACUGCUGAGCUUUGUGAGCACUGAAGACAGUCACUCUCAAGGAGGCUCCGCAGACUCACUGGACUGCCUGGUAAAAAGGCCUUUCCAUGUCGAGCGCCAGAACAUCGUGGGUGAUGUGGCCCAGGCGAUAGUGUCUGAUGAGGCUGCAGUCCUUAACAGUAGAGUCCAUUACUACAGUAGACUGACAGGCUCAUCUGACAGGCUGCUGAGUCCUCCAAACCAUGUGAUUCCCGGGCCAGAGGACCUUUACAUUUACAGUCCUCUUGGGACGGCAUUCAAGGUGACGGACAGUGAGCAUUCUUCUAAAAACCCAAGUUUAGUCACAAUAUUUGCUUUAUGGAACACCAUGAUGGGCACGUCCAUACUCAGUAUGCCUUGGGGUAUCAAGCAGGCUGGUUUCACUCUGGGGAUACUAAUUCUCAUCUUCACAGGCCUGUUAAUGUUAUAUUGUUGUUACAUUGUCCUCAAAUCACCUCAAGCAAUACCAUAUGAAGACACAUCAGAAAGGGAAUUCCCUGAUGUGUGUAGGUACUACUUCGGCAAGUUUGGUCAGUGUUCCAGCUUGUUCUUCUCAAUGGUGUCACUUGUUGGAGCAAUGGUGGUUUACUGGGUCCUCAUGUCAAAUUUCCUCUACAAUACUGGACAGUUUAUCUACAAUUAUGCUCAUAAUGUCAGUGUAUCAGAUUCACAGUUUGGGACCAAUGGCUCAGAUAGAGUCAUCUGUCCAUACCCACAAACUAAACCUGGGGGGAACUUCAACGUCAGUGUGUCCUACAUUGAUAGCAGUGCCAGCAAUUCCUCAGAUUUGGACUCUUUUCAUUACUGGUGGAGCAAGACAAACACCAUUCCACUCUACCUCAUCAUCCUGCUGCUGCCACUACUAUGUUUCCGAUCAGCUUCCUUCUUUGCAAGGUUCACCUUCUUCGGCACCAUAUCCGUGGUCUACCUGAUAGUCCUGGUCUCCAUUAAAACUGCUCGCCUUGGCUUCCACUUGGAGUUCCACUGGUUCCAUGCACCCAAGUCCUUUGUUCCAGAGUUCCGACUGCUCUUCCCUCAGCUGACCGGUGUUCUCACUCUGGCUUUCUUCAUUCACAACUGCGUCAUCACAUUAAUGAAGAACAAUAAGCAUCAAGAGAACAAUGUGCGUGACCUGUCUGUGGCUUAUCUUCUUGUCGGUCUAACGUAUCUGUAUGUGGGAGUGUUGGUCUUUGCUGCCUUUCCCACACCUCCCCUGUUUAAAGACUGCAUCCAGCCGAACUUUUUGGAUAACUUUCCAAGCACUGACGUGAUGGUUUUUGUGGCUCGGGCUUGCCUCCUCUUCCAGAUGGUCACAGUCUACCCACUGCUCGGAUACCUGGUACGGGUCCAGGUGAUGGGUCAGAUCUUUGGCAACCCUUACCCCAGUUUCUUCCACAUUCUUGCACUGAACAUCUUUGUUGUUGGAGCUGGUGUGCUGAUGGCCACGUUUUAUCCCAAUAUUGGAUCCAUUAUACGGUUCUCUGGUGCCACCUGUGGCCUGGCCUUGGUUUUCGUCUUUCCUGCCUUAGUCCACAUGAUCUCAUUGAAAAGACAGGGGGCGCUAUGUUGGCCAUCGGCACUCUUUCACUCUUUCCUGAUCAUGUUAGGUGUGGUCAACCUGAUGGCUCAGUUUUUCAUGUAAAGAGCAUAUGGACCUGUAUGCAGUCCACACAACAAAGUGGAAGAUGUGCUGAAAUAAUACACGUCAACCAUAUGAGAAUUUUUUUAAUGAAAUCAUCGGUGUACAGGUCUGGGCACAAAUAUUUACAUCACAGUACUUUUUAGAGCUUGACCAAUAUGAUACUGAUAUUAUGGAGUAAAAAGUUACAAUACUGAAUUUCAGCUGAUAUGAACAUUAAAAUGGCAGUGAUUACAACAUUUUCUGGUCAAACCCUUAUGUCAAAGAAAUGUAAUUGAAGCUUGAUGUUUUACAGUUUAAACAUGAACUUUAUUAUUAAUAUCUAUAAAUAUAACAACCAGCCAAUCUAAGUUGCACUGCUGUUGCACUACUUUCACUUAGACGGGUAGUCGCUGUGUGGCAUUACUCAGUAUUUGCAUAAAAUAGGCUUUGUCUAAUUUGGCCCCACCUAGCUGGCAGCAUAGAGACCAUUUGUUUCUGAUCUGAUAAAAAAUAAAUGACACAUGGUCACUUUGCCUUUGUCCCUUCUAGCUAUUGUGACCAAGGGGUGAGGGGGUCCUAGCUGUCCUUGACAGUAUUGUAAGGAACACUGUCUGAGCACCCUAUGAUAGCCAAAGUAUGUAAUGACACUGUUUCUAACAGCCAAGGUGUUUUUUUGUAUUGUUUAUUCUGUAAAAUAAGUUUCCAUAGCAGCAACAAUAACAGUUACCGAUAUGGUCACAAAUGUGGCCACCAGGUGGUGGUUUGGCUGUUAUAUUUUUGACUGUUAUAGUAUUUACCAUUACACAUACUUAGGGUUUAUCGUAAACUGGGGAACUGGGAAAAAAAAAUUAAAAUGCUAGUUUCAUGAUGAAAGCUGAAUUUCUAACUGUAAUUAGAUCAAAAAGUAGACCACUGCUCCACAAAUAAUAUAAUGCAGGAUUUUCUAAAAAUCCUGAGCAGAGUCGAUAUGUGCAUUUGUAAUGCCACAGAAUUAUGAAUAAAUUGACACAAUUAAGAAAUAGGAGGAAUCUUACACUUGCAGUUGUUGAGAAGUGAUAGGAGUUACUGGAUUGAACCACUCAAUCUUCUCUGCACUACGGCAUGUUUUUCUGUACCAAACAGUGCAAUUAUAUUAAAAAAAAAAAAAAAAGCAACAAAACCUGAUGAACAGCACACAUUUCUGAAAUGAACAGAUGAGUGUAGAAUUCAGCAGCACUGAAAU